Saitoella complicata NRRL Y-17804 is the source of this 1884-nucleotide messenger RNA. Its product is annotated as WD40 repeat-like protein. The coding region runs from base 1 to 1884 and encodes 627 amino acids. Lineage: Eukaryota; Fungi; Ascomycota; Saitoellomycetes; Saitoellales; Saitoellaceae. The record is from RefSeq and is a predicted model, not a curated record. Gene Ontology annotation, biological process: cellular response to oxidative stress; iron-sulfur cluster assembly. Gene Ontology annotation, molecular function: protein binding. The transcript is spliced from 2 exons. Gene Ontology annotation, cellular component: endoplasmic reticulum membrane; cytosolic [4Fe-4S] assembly targeting complex.
AUGUCUGCUCCCAAAUCUCUCAAACCCAAACACACCUUCCAAGGCCACACCGCGCGAGCCUGGCACAUCACACCACAUCCGACUCUCCCCCUCCUCUCCUCUUGCUCCUCGGAUCUUACGACACGGAUUUGGAAUACUGCUACGGGUCGAUGUAUCGCCAUACUCCGUGAUCAACACAAACGUUCCGUGCGGUGUUCAGCGUUCAAGCCUCCACGCACAAACAGCGGUGACGAACGAGUCGUCCUCGCAACCGCCUCCUUCGACGGCACGAUUGGUAUCUGGGAAUACGUGAAUGAUCUCGAAGAUAACCAAGACGGCGAAUGGGACUGUAUCGCAACCCUCGAAGGCCACGAAAACGAAGUCAAAUCCGUUGUGUGGUCAGCAGACUCCACCUUCCUGGCAACCUGUUCGCGCGACAAAUCAGUCUGGAUCUGGGAAUCUGAAGAUGACGACGAAUUCGAAUGUCUCUCCGUGCUGCAGGAGCAUAGUCAGGAUGUCAAAUGUGUUGCGUUCUCGCCGAGGGAGAGUUUGUUGGCGAGUGCGAGUUAUGAUGAUACGGUUAUCUUGUAUCGGGAUUCGCCGAGUGAUGAUGAUUGGACGCCGGUUGCGGUGUUGAAGGGGCAUGGGGGAACGGUCUGGGGUGUUGCGUUUUCGCCGGAUGGGAGGACGUUGGCGUCAUCGUCGGAUGAUUGCACGGUUCGGUUGUGGCAGAAGAAGAAGAAGGAGGAGUCGAAGAUCAUCCGUACAGACGAGGAUUGGGAAGAGGUUGCGCAGCUCCCUCAAGUCCACACUCGUUCGAUUUACUCAGUCGCUUUCUCUCCUAGUGGACGGAUAGCUACAGCUGGUGGAGAUGGGAUUGUUGCUGUGUAUAAGAGGAAGGAGGGAGAUGCAGAGGAGUGGGAGGUGGAGUAUGUUCAGACAGAGGCACAUGGUGUGCAGGAGGUGAACUGCGUUACGUGGCAAGUACAGGGCGAUAGGGAGGUCGUGUGGACUGCAGGUGAUGAUGGGAAGGUGAGGGGAUGGACCAUGCCCUUACCCACUUGCGACGAUAUCUCAGACCGUCGCUCACUUUCACCACACUUCAUUCCCACCGAGAAUACCUCCAAAAUAGGCCUCCUCACCUCCCUCGCCCAACGCAUCUCGCGUCGCCGCGCCCCUCGCAUCGCCCUCUCCCUGGGCAUCGACCCCGCCUACCACAUCCCCCUCGUCGCCGCCCGCUCCCUCUCCAUCCUCCCCUCCGUCCUCGGAUUCCUGGACGCAUUAUCAACAGCCUACACCAACCAAUACCUCACAACAGACCCCCAUGGCGGAACCGGGAACGUCUGGAAAGAAUUCGGGGAUAGAGAGUGUAAGAUCUGGGAAUUGGGUGCUGCGUGUAUGUGGUGUGCGGUAUGCGGCUACCUAAGUUUUUGGUUCACGGAUGGCCUCAUGCUUCGGUGGCUUAUUCGGUAUUCGCCUCUCGCGACGUGUAUCAGACUAUUAUCGCUGAGUACGAUCAACGCGGCGUUGACGUAUGGGAUUGUGUGGGCUGAGUGGGGGUGGGUGAGGAGGGAGCCGAGUGGGUUGUUGGUUGCGUGGAUUGUGGAGGCGUGUGUCUUGACGGUUGCGUACACCAUCCAAGACUGGGUUACGUCUGAUCUGUCACUACCCGUCGCACCACGCGCUCAACGCUCGCCCCGUACUGUUCGAUUCAAGAAGAGCGAUGACGACGCACCGUCGGGAGUGGAGAAGGAUAAAGAGGAGGAAGGAGGGUAUAGAGAGUUGGAUUUAGUCGAGGUGGCGGUGUUCGCUGUCGUUCCGGUUGGUAUGGCGGGGUUUGUUACGAUGGUGUUGGGGUUGUGGGAGGUGCAUAGUAUACGUGCGGGAUGGGAUGUUGGUGGAUGA